CCCUCUACUUUGUUCCCCUCGUCUCCUUCGCCUACUCCACCACAACCGCAGCCGCCCCCACGACCGCUUCCGAGUGACAUGGUGAAGGAGCGCGUGAUCACGGUGGAGUACUUAGAGCCGUCCAUGUCGCGCGAGCUCGUUGGCAAGUUCCCCGAACACUCUGCCUUCGACUUCGAAUACUCCCAGAGCGGCAUUUGGUCGCCACUGCUCCCCCGCGGCCACCACGCCCCUGUGCCACUCCUUUGCCUCCAUGCCCGCAAGAAGUUCCUGUCUGGGUCCCCAGUGACCCUUCGGAAAGUGAAGGCAAAGCUCUCCAAGAAGAAGAAGAAGAAGAAGAAGCAGAGUGCUAUUGGGAAGAACCUGGAAUUCACUCCGAUCCCUUCUCCUAAACUUGGUUGGAAGAGAGUGUUGAGAGCAGCCGCCAAACGCUUCAAGAUUCACGGGAAAUCGCCAUUGCCGAUGGUGCUGCCAACCUUAUGAAUCUUCUUAUUAAUUGUAUUUCUGAUUUUCACUAUAAAUCAAUACUUGUUCCCUUUAAGUAAUUAGAUGAAAACUGAUUGCAAUA
This is a messenger RNA of Zingiber officinale, 565 nucleotides long. RefSeq lists its product as uncharacterized. Lineage: Eukaryota; Viridiplantae; Streptophyta; Magnoliopsida; Zingiberales; Zingiberaceae. Bases 79 to 480 code for a protein of 133 amino acids. The transcript has 2 exons. The record is from RefSeq and is a predicted model, not a curated record.